AUGUCAUUUCCUCUGUCUCGAGCCAACGCUGCCUCAGUGUCCCUACACAGGUUGCUUCCCACUGCUCACUUCGACCGGCAGUUGAAGCUCUUUCUCUCUAAUGUCCCGAUAGCGCUUUUGGAGGCUCAUCAGGGCGAUGCGGUGUUUUGGCGUUGGUUUUUGUUGCUGAUUUUGGUCGGAGUGUCUGCAAAUCGUGCAGGAUCUCCUGUGUUUACAGAUGAAAUCCCCUUCAAAAUCAAAUGGCCCGGGGCAGACUUCACCCUGUCAACGUCAGGAGGCCUGUACAAAGAAGAUGACUAUGUUAUCAUGACAACUACAGAAAAAGAAAAGUACAAAUGUUUAUUGCCGUCUUUGUCUGGCAACCAGGAGGAUGAUGUGAAGGAGUAUGAUGGGCCGAGUCCAGCUGUGCUGCUGGAGCCGUUGUUCAAACAGAGCAGCUGCUCCUACAGAAUCGAAUCAUACUGGACAUAUGAAGUGUGCCACGGGAAGCAUGUACGGCAGUACCAUGAGGACAAAGAGACGGGGCAGAAGAUCAACAUUCAGGAAUACUUUCUGGGUACCAUGAAAAAAGAGAGUGCAGAAUCAGAAACGGAAAAAUCCAGUGACUCUGAAUCAGAAAGAUCAAACGUCAACACACAGGUGCCAACUAAGAAUAUAGAGGGUCAGCUGACACCAUACUAUCCAUUAGAAAUGGCACAUGGGACUGAAUGCUCUCUGAGACAGAAUGAACCUCGCUCUACCACGGUGCUGUACGUCUGCCACCCAGAGGCAAAACAUGAGAUCCUCACGAUCGCUGAGGUCAUCACCUGUCAGUAUGAAGUAGUGGUGCUCACACCCCUCAUCUGUCCUCACCCGAAAUACAGGUUCAAGUCGUCCCCAGUGAAUGACAUCUUUUGCCAGGCUCUGGGUGGCUCCCCUCUUAGACCUCAGAGUCUGUCCCAGCUGGAUCGUGAGCAGGAAGAGCUGCUCAAACCACCGUUCAGCUCAAGCACCGAAAGAGAUCAGAGAGGAUCCAGGGAGGAUUCAUCUCCAGUGAAAGAAGAGGCGUAUACUUCUACCCAUAAGCCCCCUGACAGUGGGUGGCAAGCCCAGGUCACAGUUGGCACUACCCAUAUCUCUCGUUUGACUGAUGAGCAGCUGAUCAAGGAGUUUCUGAGUGGCUCAUACUGUCUGCAUGGGGGUGUUGGAUGGUGGAAGUAUGAAUUCUGUUAUGGAAAGCAUGUCCAUCAGUAUCAUGAGGAUAAAGAACAAGGAAAGAACAUUGUAGUGGUGGGCAGCUGGAACACUGAGGAUCAUUUUAACUGGGCCAAGAAAACGUGGCUCGAUCUUAUCAUUUGAAAGAUGAUGGAGUACAGAAA
Messenger RNA from Puntigrus tetrazona (Sumatra barb), 1358 nucleotides. RefSeq names its product endoplasmic reticulum lectin 1-like. Gene Ontology annotation, biological process: endoplasmic reticulum unfolded protein response; retrograde protein transport, ER to cytosol. NCBI's taxonomy places the organism in Eukaryota, Metazoa, Chordata, Actinopteri, Cypriniformes, Cyprinidae. Gene Ontology annotation, cellular component: endoplasmic reticulum lumen. The record is from RefSeq and is a predicted model, not a curated record.